AUGAUUGGAGGACUUCUUGGUGUGACACCUUUGAUUGGAAAUCGUGCGACAAAGAAGGCUGUGCUUCAAGCAAUACAUUCAGUGAGUUUGAUCCAUUUAGCUGCCCAUGAUGCUGAACCAGGAGAGAUUGUCCUUUCCCCAGAGCGUCCCGCUCACUGUUUUCCACAAGAAGAAGCCUACCUCUUGACGAUGGCGGACAUUUCACGAAUUAAGCUGCGAGCUAAACUGGUGGUACUAAGCUGUUCUCACAGUGCACAUGGACAGAUUAAAGCCGAGGGAGUUAUUGGAAUCGCUCGAGCGUUCUUAGGAUCCGGUGCUCGCUCAGUGUUGGCGGCACGGUGGGCCUUAGAUGACACAGCCACAGAGAAGUUCAUGACUUGUUUCUACGAGCACUUGUUCCGCGGUGAAAGCGCCAGUGAAUCUCUUCACGAAGCCAGGAAAUGGAUGAGAAACAAUGGCUUUGAAGAAGUCUCUAAGUGGGCUCCUUUUAUGCUGAUUGGCGACAACGUGACAUUUGAUUUUGGAAAUUGGCCUGUGUCGUCCACUGAACCAAAUAACCAUGAGUCAAGUGAGACCCUGGUAAAUAAGUGUAUUGGACUGAAGUAAGGCUCAUAACUGUCAAUUGCCACCGUGUAAUAAGAAGAAGCCAUCUGCGAAAGACAUCUGCGAGCCUGAACUUGCGGUAAUCAGUUGUUGUCACUGCACAUCGUGUUUGUAAGGAAUCAGGAGCGUAGCCACCUUUUGGACUUGUUGCAGGCCUGUUCUCCAAGGAAGUUUAAUUUUAGUUUCAACAUUUGCAAGAGCCAUAUUAUAAAAGUCAAACAGGCAGAAAAAAAUUGUAGGCCCAGGCUAACGGGUUUAUAGGCUGGCUACACUACCAAACUUUUAACAAUCUGGACCAAGACAGUUCAUAAAGUAGUGUUUAUCAACGUUUUACUC
Messenger RNA from Pocillopora verrucosa, 939 nucleotides. The record is from RefSeq and is a predicted model, not a curated record. Lineage: Eukaryota; Metazoa; Cnidaria; Anthozoa; Scleractinia; Pocilloporidae.